CAAUACUAUUUCUUUCCAAUUUAAGCCUAACAAAAAUGGCAACAUCAAAAUGCAUUAUCCAAUUUCCUAUUUUAUUCAUAAUAUUAUCAUGUUUGAUUGCAGUAUCAUGUGCAGCAAACAACGAAGAGCCCUUGAUUAAGCGCGAAUGCGGUUACACAAGAUAUCCGACAUUGUGUGUCCAAACCUUGACAGCCACGAACGAUCAAAACAUCGAUUUGUUGUCCGCACUCGUUAACAAGACUAUUCACGAGACAAAUCUCCCUCUUUCCUAUUUCGACAGCCUUAUUAUCAACUCCCGUCUCAACUCUCCUGCCGCUCAACCUAUCCGAACAGCUAUCGAUGAUUGUGACGAACUCAUGAAAAUGUCACUAAAACGACUGAACCAAGCAAUGGAACUGCUCCAAAAAUCACCAAAAAAUCACAAAGCCGACAUCCAAACAUGGCUUAGUGCAGCUCUCACAUUCCAGCAAACUUGCAAGGACACGAUGGAGGAACACGUGGCAUCAAAUGCCUACGUGGGAAAAAUAUACAAUAAAAUGGAUUAUCUUUCCGAACUGAUCAGCAACCCGUUAGCCCUGGUGAACCGGAUCACCGGAAACCCUAGCGAAUCUCCGGCGGGCCGCCGCAGUCUUCUCCAAUUUCCGGCGUGGGUAUCUGCCGGAGACAGGAAGUUGCUUCAGAGCACGGGAGCAGUAAAAGCAAGCGCCGUCGUCGCAAAAGACGGGAGUGGCGAUUUCACAACGGUUUCGGGUGCAAUCCAGGCGGCAACGGGUGGCCGUUUCGUAAUAUAUGUGAAAUCUGGUACUUAUAACGAGAAGAUUAACACUAAUAAAGAUGGGAUUACGUUAAUCGGCGACGGAAAAUACUCCACUGUCAUCUCCGGCGGUAGUAGUGUUGGCAAGGGCUCUAACCUACGUGGAUCUGCAACUUUCACAAUAACGGGAGAUGGAUUCAUAGCGAGGGAUAUCGGAUUCCAAAACACGGCGGGGCCGGAAAACCACCAAGCAAUCGCGUUAACCGUCGCCUCCGAUCAUUCCGUGGUGUACAGAUGCAGUAUCUCGGGUUAUCAGGACACGCUGUACGCCCUUUCCCUCCGUCAAUUCUACCGUGAGUGCGAUAUCUACGGCACCGUGGACUUCAUAUUCGGGAACGCCGCCGCCGUGUUCCAGAGCUGCACGCUGGUGCUGCGCCGCCCGCGCAACGGCGGCGCGUUCAACACCAUCCUGGCGAACGGGCGGUCCGACCCGGGGCAGAACACGGGGUUCUCGGUGCAGAACUGUAAGAUCACGGUGGGGGCGGAUUUCUCGCCGGUGAAGAGCUCGUACGACUCGUACCUGGGGCGGCCGUGGAAGCAGUACUCGAGGGCGGUGGUGAUGCAGACGAACAUCGACGGCGAGAUUUCGAGCCGUGGGUGGGCCGAGUGGGAGGGAGCCGCCGGUUCAACAUACAGGACGCUGUAUUUUGCUGAGUAUGAAAAUAUGGGCCCCGGCGGCGCGACUUCCGGCAGGGUGAACUGGCCGGGAUUUGAAGUAAUUGGCACGGCGGAGGCUGCGAAAUUUACGGUGUCUAAUUUCAUUGGUGGGAAUUCGUGGUUGCCUUCCACCGGUGUCACUUUCGUCUCUGGCCUAUAACA
Molecule: messenger RNA, 1633 nt
Organism: Erythranthe guttata (spotted monkey flower)
Lineage: Eukaryota; Viridiplantae; Streptophyta; Magnoliopsida; Lamiales; Phrymaceae
Product: Plant invertase/pectin methylesterase inhibitor superfamily
Biological process (GO): cell wall modification
Molecular function (GO): enzyme inhibitor activity; pectinesterase activity
Source: RefSeq, a predicted model, not a curated record